CCCCGUUUCUGUGCCCCAAGGGCUGUCCUUGCCUAUGGCGCCUGCCUGCUCCAGGUUCCUAGUGGUUGGUGGGCACUUGCUUCAUGCCAGCCAAGGCUGUUGUCAACUUGGUCGAAGCACAAAGCUGUCUUCCAAAUCCUCAUCCCUGCCUGGCCCAUGCUGUCAGCCUCUGUGAGCCUGGGUUGGAUUCCCCCAAUGCAGGAGGGCAACGGAUGAGGUACGUAUCUGCUGUUGCCGACUUACAGCUACGUUAUUUGGAAGAGAGAUUUCCUGAUACUGCAGGGUGUAGUAGACCUUACAUGAUGAUUGACGGGCAGCAUGUGAAGCUACCCCCACUGAGUGUGUUUUGCUGGAAUUUUCCAGAACUCUGGCAUUUAUCCCUGCAGCCGGGCCAGCAGGCUCCCCUUCCCAGAGGAUGUGGCUGUUGACGGUGUUAGAGCAUCCACCUGCAUUGUGGCCACGCUGUCUGCACAGGCCCUUACAAUCUACGGUCAACAUCCAGAGGAGGAUUUCAGAUGGACCUUGAGCUCCUGCAGAGUAGAGUGAAAAAAUCAUCCUGUGGAAGAAGAGCUUAAACAAUUCUGCCAGAAACUUCACAACAAAGUCUUCAAGUUUCCAAAAUAUGAUGGAAAAUAUUCUUCAGGGACAGCAAGUUCAAUUGCAAGCCCUUCCCAGGGCUGGAAACAGAAAUAGAGAAAGAUGGAUCUGCUCCAACAGAGGCUGCUGGGAUCAGAAGAAGCAAGGAAAGAGAGCACAGCAAACAGCUCGCACUUCACCCACAGCAUUAUCUGCAGAGCGGGUGUGAACCACUGCCGGGUACAGCUACCAUGGCCCGGGUGCAGCUCAAAGCCUGGCUGAUCCUGUCUGCAUUUGCUGGAUUCCAGAGGCUGACAGAUGAGCAUCUUUACAGCGAGGACGGUGCCGGGGUGAACGUACGUCAUCGCCGGCCAGAGGACGCCGCCGUGCUGUUAGAGAUGCUCUGGGCAGGGCUGGAGAUUGAGGCCAAUGCAAUGGUCCGGCUGCAGGAUGAAGAGCUGGCCUCCCUGCACCCAGCACGGCAGUUCCUCCACAUUUUACAGAAUGAAGUUCCCAAAACACCAACAGAGAUUGAGCAGCAACUGAGAUAUUAUUCACUGACUGAUACCCCUUUACCUGUAAUGGAGUUUGACCGUCUCCUUUUCACCAGUGUUUACUGUGCCUAUCAGAUUCGAUCCAUUCAGGGUCUGGAUAAAAAUCUCUGGAUCAGUCUUUUCUCACAGCUGGUUGAUGAAAUCUUUCGCGAUCUCUGCAAGGGGUUUUGCCCUGCAAAUUCCACUCUCCUCCUGGCUUCCUGGCCCUGGAAGGAGAAGCCACUACAUUUAGCAUCACUAAAGCAGUUCUAUCAUUCCAACCUGGCCAGGACCAAGAGAGACACUUAGUAAGAGAAACUGCCCUGGCAAAGGACACAUCUGAGUUCAGCUGCAAGCUCAGUUGUUUUCUAUGCUGGCAAUCAUUGCACAUGAUGCAGGACACUGUGCAAGCGCACCACCCCUUCUUGGUAUUGCUUUCUGCAUUGUGCUGCCAACCUGCUAGGGAUUUAUCUACAGGCUUUCAUUUUUAAAUGAAAUAGGACAAAGCUGCAAAGUGUAUUUCACCCUUUCAUCUGUGUUAUUGAAGUGGCUGUGCUGAGGGGGCCGGGUUCUUUAGAAGUGUUACCCAGCUCGAUCCCUGAUGCUUAAUAGGGGGAUAUCCUGGCAUUGUUUUUUCCAGGGUGUUAGCACUGAUGUACCAGCUGAAUUCAUCCUUGAUAAUUCAGUUUUGCCUCCUUAUAUUCAUUCUGUGGUUUCAGCUGAAUGCAGCAUUUUUUCUUAUCUCCAGGAACCAACUAAGUAGAUGCUGUUGUGUUUCACCAUAAAGGUGAUAUAUUUAAUUUCAGAUUUCUGCUCAUGUGACAUCACAUUUUAUGUAUCUACAAUAAUUUCCCAUAUUGUGUACUCAUUUUCCUUAGCAAAAAACAACCCCCCCCCC
Molecule: messenger RNA, 2007 nt
Organism: Dromaius novaehollandiae (emu)
Lineage: Eukaryota; Metazoa; Chordata; Aves; Casuariiformes; Dromaiidae
Gene: FAM180B
Product: family with sequence similarity 180 member B
Exons: 4
Coding region: 828-1418 (196 amino acids)
Source: RefSeq, a predicted model, not a curated record